Molecule: messenger RNA, 2329 nt
Organism: Archocentrus centrarchus (flier cichlid)
Lineage: Eukaryota; Metazoa; Chordata; Actinopteri; Cichliformes; Cichlidae
Gene: ska3
Product: spindle and kinetochore associated complex subunit 3
Exons: 11
Coding region: 83-1903 (606 amino acids)
Biological process (GO): mitotic cell cycle; chromosome segregation
Cellular component (GO): spindle microtubule; kinetochore; outer kinetochore
Source: RefSeq, a predicted model, not a curated record
GAAACGGCAAACAGUCGGCGUUUGGAGGUCUGACGUCGAUUAAAAAUAAUUAAUUUUGCUUGUCCCGAACGCUUACCUGAAAAUGAACUCGACUACGCACUUUUUCAGCAAGCUGAAAAAACUUGCAGUGACUCUUGAGUCGGAAACUUCCAGCCUCCAGCUCGCCUUUGAAAAUCGCAACAGCGACGGCGACACCGAAAAGACAGCCAGACCGAUGCGUGCGUAUCAUGAACUGAACUGCGACGUCGGGAAUCUGAAGGGGCAGAUCCAGGAUCAGCUGGCUCAGCAGAAAGCACAGAAUAAUGAGGUGAGCAACUUCAUUAAGGCCUGUAGAGUGAUGGAGCAGAGGGUCUCUAAAGACAUUGAGUCACUGAAGAGACACUGGAAGAACUAUGGUUACCAAGCUCCCUCUGACAGCCAGAGGUCAACCAAGCCUAAAGAUCAGGAAGAGGAGGCUGAAGAUGAAGUAGAAGAUGAGGAUGAAACUAACUCGGGAGGAGAAGAGGAAAACGAGGAGGAAGAGAGUGUCAAAAAUCCUUCCUCAAUGCCUCCAAAACCAGAGCUGCCCAACAUCGACAUGCUGCGAACCCCGCAGCUCUCUGACUUCGGCCUAUCUGAUCUGCAGCUGAAGAGAGCUCUGGCUGGGGGGGGGUGGUGCUCAGAAGUUCCCCCAAUGUCCAAAAUGAACCUCCCUCACCCCCCAUUCAAAGCAUCUGCACCAUCACCCAUGCCCAUUACCCCCAAAUGUGCCCUGCAAAUGGAUGACUAUGAGCUCCAGACGCCCCAGAUGCAUGACUUUGGCAUCACAGAGCACACUAUGUGUCUGAACAAUGACUUCACCAUGAAUCUGUUCAAGAAGAAGGCUGAGAAGCCGCAAAGGCCAUCACAAGAUACAACUGAACCAGCAGUAAACACUAUAUUGGAGAGUUUACAGACAAAAGGUGAAAAGUUGGAGUCACCAGAGCCGCCUGUGUUUUGUACCCCGGGGUUCAAGAUCAAAAAAACAAACGGUCACUGCUCCCCAGCUGCACAAGACACUGCUGACCCAGAAUCUCCCUGUUGUCCUGGCAACCUGCCUACCACCCCUGAAGUCCCAGCAUUUAAAACCCCGUAUGUGAACCGACUGGUCAGCACCCAAAAGAGCACACAGCAACCUGAUCCAUCCAUUACGCAAACAGUUAAUGACAGCCACACCUUCAAUCUUCCAACACCACCUUGUAACAAGGCAGCUGGGUUCAAACGCACCUGGGAAUAUGAUGUGCCCGAUAUAUCCAUCACAGGCUUGGAGGACAAGCAGAUGCCAGAGAUGCCAAACCUGGAGUCUGCUUUGGGAAAUUCUUUGCAAACUAGUAAUGCAAAAAUGCUGAAGAUUAGUGAGAAAGAAAAGUUAGCUAAGCAGCCCACUGUCAGCAGUCUGGAGCUGGAUGGACCCACCCAGGAGUUCAGCUUGGGGACACCUCAUAUAAGGAUGCACUACCAAGAGCCCACCACCCCAGAGAUGCCAGACCUGAGCUCUGUCACUCAGGACAUCUGUAAGCUCGUGUCCCAGGCUCAGUUGAAGAAGACAACCAUGACAACUAAACACCCACACGUUAAGCCUGAAAAAGAGAGACACAGAGCUGCGAGCCUGUCGGAGGUAUCGGAGAGCGAGUUCCAGAGUUUACCGAGCUACCUGAGGCAGAUGAGCCUGUACGGCCUCAACCAAGCAGUCCACAACAUCAACAGUUUCAUAGCAGAGUAUCGAGGAGAAACAACAGAGUUUCAGAUGGAGAAGCUGAGGAGGAUCAUCGGUGUCGGAACCAAGGCCCCUAUAUACAUCCUCUGUCUUACAGAGCUCAAGAGGCUGAAGCAUGUGAGAGGAGACAGGAACACCUCUGUGUACAAACUGAUCACACACAUCUAAAGGUGGUCCAACCUCUGGCGCGAAUCUAAUCUGGACACACAAAAGCUACAGAGAUAUUAAUCUCUGACAGCUGCUUAAGCUCCUAUAAAUUCAAACAAAAAAAACAAGCAUUAUAAGACGAAUCCCAACAAAUGAACUCUCAGAGAAAACAUCCUUUAUAUGGUUUGUAUCUUGACUGUAAAUAGUUCUUCGUGGACCUGUAAGUAAUUUGCAUUUCUGUAGUUGUAUAGAGAGAUGGACAUAUGUAAUGUUUCUGUGAAAUAACAUGAAAAUUGGCUCAUUAAACAAGUAAUAGUGUAGUACAGUACAUAAAGACAUUUGUCUUUGAUGUUGGAUAAAAUAUGACAAAAAUGAUCAUUUUUUUAUCUUUAAGGAGUUAAGAAAUAAAAGUAUUUGUAGCUUAGAAACAAUUAUUUUACAUAAACU